AUCCCAGCAUCCCCUCCCCAAUACCACCACACCCCCGCCCCUCCUCCCCGGUCCCAACAAUAUCACCACCAACCACCAUCUCCUGGCUCAAAGUUUACAGUCACUGGAGAGGACAGCUGAGGAGAGGGUCAGUGUCAGGGACUGACGGAGAGAACGGGGAAACAGGGCUCAGGGAAGGGUGAGACUGGGACUGGAACUGAGGCUGAGGGACGGGGGCUAACACUGAGGAAGGCGAGACAACGCCUGAAGGAGGGGAGAUAGGAGCUAAGGGAGGGCAGACAGGGCUGAAAGGAGUUGGGAGCUAAGGGAGGGCAGAGGGACACGAGAAAGGGCUCACAGAAGACGAGAGCUGAGGGAGUGGAGACAGAGCAGGAGUAAGCGGGGAGACUUGAGGUUAGACCAAGGUAGAGAAGAUGAGGGUAUUUCAGCGUUAGGGGACUGGGUUAGGCAAGACCCAUAGUGAGUCAGAGGGAAUGAGGGCGAGCCAGGCAGCUGAUGGUCAUAGUAAUUGAGGGAGUGCCAGGGUAAAAUGGAGGGAGCCUUGGUCAGUGCAGACUGAGGGAAGGAAUAGCCAGGCUAAAGGUUUCUAAGGAAAAUAUAGAUUAAGAAGUGAGGGAGGGUAAGUGCAGUGAGAACCACAAAGGAGGCAAAGUGACAGGCAAGAGUAGAUAAUAUAGAGUAAGAGGCAAGGGUUUUGAGGGAUUAGUAGCAGGCUGGAGUUAGUUAAGGGGGUUGGUAGAACAGAACGUUGGGCACCUGGGUGUUGAGGAUCAGAAUGGUAGACUGAGCUAGUAAAGCUGAGAUAUAUACUGGAACAGGCAGGGCUGAACGAGGACAGCAGAGAGCCUGGUUUACCAAAAAACACAUCCAGAGAUCGCACAGACCAAGAAGUCCUGUGAUCUUUCAACCAUUCCUGUGAGGGGGAUUGGUAUGGAGAAUGUUGCGAAAAACUCCCUUGAAACUGCUCCAACUCAGGAUGUGAGAGGGAAGCGACAUAUCCUUAAUUCCCUCAUCUCGGGAGCAAUCGCUGGAGCUGUUGCAAAGACAGUGGUAGCACCGCUGGAUAGAACCAAAAUAAUAUUUCAAGUAUCUACAAGAGGAUUCUCAGCCAAGGAAGUUGUGAAGCUGAUUUACCAAACCUACCGGAUGGAUGGUCUCUUCAGCCUUUGGCGGGGUAACUCUGCCACCAUGGUCCGAGUUGUUCCUUAUGCUGCACUUCAGUUCUGCUCUCAUGAACAGUACAAACAGAUUCUGGGAUCCUACUAUGGGACCCACGGAAGACCUUUGCCUCCCCUCCCACGGCUCCUGGCUGGAUCAAUGGCUGGUAUUACAGCCACUACGUUGACAUAUCCACUAGACUUGGUGCGAGCACGAAUGGCUGUAACUCCAAAGGAAAUGUAUGGCAAUAUUUUGCAUGUCUUCAUCCGGAUAACUCGAGAUGAAGGAGUCAAGACCUUGUACAGUGGGUUCUCGCCCACAAUCCUUGGGGUAAUUCCAUAUGCCGGGCUCAGCUUCUUCACUUACGAAACAUUGAAGAAAUUCCAUGCAGAAUUAACUGAGAGAGCCAAUCCGUACCCUCACGAGCGGCUACUUUUUGGGGCAUGUGCUGGCUUAAUAGGCCAGUCGGCCUCCUACCCUCUCGACGUGGUACGGCGACGGAUGCAGACAGCAGGAGUGCAAUGCCGCAAGUACACUAGCAUUUUGGAGACAAUGCGUCAGAUCAUUGUGGAAGAGGGUGGAAUUGGUGGCCUGUACAAAGGCCUGAGCAUGAACUGGAUCAAAGGCCCUAUUGCUGUGGGGACCAGCUUCACCACCUUCGACCUCAUGCAGAUUCUGCUCCGGAAAAUUCAGGACACUACCUUACAAAGGUAGUAACUACAAGGACGGGUGAUCUGGAACCUGAGGACUUAGACAAAUGGAAAAAAUAGCAUCUCAUUAAUAAGUGUCCAGGAUGGGAAUUGACAGCUGCUGGACAAGUAUUUACAAGCUGGAAUAACAGUGUGACUCAAGGUUAAUCGUGCUAUGUUAGCAGUUGAAACUCUGGUGCCUCACACCCUCUCUGAAGCUGUUUCAAUAAUUUAAUUAAAUAUUGGUUUUUGUUGA
Stegostoma tigrinum is the source of this 2103-nucleotide messenger RNA. RefSeq names its product solute carrier family 25 member 42 (gene slc25a42). Lineage: Eukaryota; Metazoa; Chordata; Chondrichthyes; Orectolobiformes; Stegostomatidae. The transcript is spliced from 8 exons. Bases 931 to 1872 code for a protein of 313 amino acids. The record is from RefSeq and is a predicted model, not a curated record. Gene Ontology annotation, cellular component: mitochondrial inner membrane. Gene Ontology annotation, biological process: transmembrane transport.